CUGAGCCUUCAGGGGCGGAGGAGGCGGCGGCGGCUGAGGAGAGAGAGGGAGGAGGGAGCGAGGGAAGCUGGAAGGGGCUGGCGAAGGCCGGGUUGGGUAGCUGGACCCGGUGCUGGCUGCGCGGCGCUGCUCUCGGCUCCGACGGCCUCUCCAAGCGCAGAAGGCGCCCGGCUGAGUCGGGCCGGAAGCCGGAGGAGAGGCUCCUCUCCAUGGUCCAGAAGACCAGCAUGUCCCGGAGCCCUUACCCACCCUCCCAGGAAAUCCCCAUGGAGGUCUUCGAUCCCAGUCCACAGGGCAAAUACAGCAAGAGGAAAGGACGCUUCAAAAGGUCGGAUGGGAGUACAUCCUCGGAUACAACAUCCAACAGCUUUGUCCGCCAGGGCUCAGCAGAGUCCUACACCAGCCGUCCAUCAGACUCCGAUGUAUCACUCGAGGAGGACCGAGAAGCCUUAAGGAAGGAGGCCGAGCGCCAGGCGUUAGCACAGCUGGAAAAAGCCAAGACCAAGCCGGUGGCAUUUGCUGUGCGCACCAAUGUCGGCUACAACCCGUCUCCAGGGGAUGAGGUGCCUGUGCAGGGAAUGGCCAUCACCUUCGAGCCCAAGGACUUCUUGCACAUCAAGGAGAAAUAUAACAAUGACUGGUGGAUUGGCCGCCUGGUGAAGGAGGGUUGUGAGGUUGGCUUCAUCCCCAGUCCCGUCAAACUGGACAGUCUGCGCCUGCUGCAGGAGCAGAAGCUGCGUCAGAACCGCCUCAGCUCCAGCAAAUCAGGUGAUAACUCCAGCUCCAGUCUGGGAGACGUGGUGACUGGUACCCGCCGUCCCACCCCUCCUGCCAGUGCCAAACAGAAGCAGAAGUCGACAGAGCAUGUGCCCCCCUAUGACGUGGUGCCUUCCAUGAGGCCCAUCAUCCUGGUGGGACCGUCGCUCAAGGGCUAUGAGGUUACAGACAUGAUGCAAAAGGCUUUAUUUGACUUCUUGAAGCAUCGAUUUGAUGGCAGAAUCUCCAUCACUCGUGUGACUGCAGACAUUUCCCUGGCCAAGCGCUCAGUCCUCAACAAUCCCAGCAAGCACAUCAUCAUCGAGCGCUCUAACACCCGCUCCAGCCUGGCUGAGGUGCAGAGUGAGAUUGAGCGAAUCUUUGAGCUGGCCCGCACCCUUCAGUUAGUAGCUCUGGACGCCGACACCAUCAACCACCCAGCCCAGCUCUCUAAGACUUCGCUGGCUCCCAUCAUUGUUUACAUCAAGAUCACCUCUCCCAAGGUACUCCAGCGGCUCAUCAAGUCCCGAGGGAAGUCUCAGUCUAGACAUCUCAAUGUCCAAAUAGCAGCCUCGGAGAAGCUGGCGCAGUGUCCCCCCGAAAUGUUUGACAUCAUCCUGGACGAGAACCAAUUGGAGGAUGCCUGUGAGCACCUGGCUGAGUACUUGGAAGCCUAUUGGAAGGCCACACACCCACCCAGCAGUACUCCCCCCAAUCCGCUGCUGAACCGAACCAUGGCUUCUGCAGCUCUGGCUGCCAGCCCUGCCCCUGUCUCCAACCUCCAGGGACCCUACCUUGCUUCCGGGGACCAGCCGCUGGAACGGGCCACCGGGGAGCACGUCAGUGUGCACGAGUACCCGGGGGAACUGGGCCAGCCCCCAGGCCUUUACCCCAGCAGCCACCCACCAGGCCGGGUGGGCACCCUGCGGGCACUAUCCCGCCAAGACACAUUUGAUGCUGACACCCCCGGCAGCCGAAACUCUGCCUACACAGAGCUGGGAGACUCGUGUGUGGACAUGGAGACGGACCCCUCAGAGGGACCAGGGCUUGGAGACCCUGCAGGGGGCAGCACCCCACCAGCCCGGCAGGGUUCCUGGGAAGAUGAAGAAGAUUAUGAGGAUGAGUUGACCGACAACCGGAACCAGGGUCGGAAUAAGGCCCGCUACUGUGUUGAGGGUGGGGGUGCAGUUCUGGGGCACAACAAGAAUGAGCUGGAGGGCUGGGGACGAGGUGUCUACAUCCGCUGAGAGGAUUGGCUCUGAGCCCUGGGGAGGGCAGGUUCCAAGGGGUCACUAUCUUCGACAGGUCUUGCCUCCACGGAAUGCUGUCUCCCUCCUCUCAGAUGCCUUUGCUCAAUGUUUUGGGGUUUCUUUGGCGGUAUCAUCCCAGCUUCUGGAUGGCCCCUAAGCCCCAGCUGUAGGGUUUUACUUGCCUGCUGUGGAUGAAUGGGGGGAAUAUUCAGCUCUCUGUAGUGUCCUCUUUUCCCCAGCUCAGGGGUACUCUUCCCUCCCAGAGAAAAGGUGCACUUCCUUAACUCUUUCUCCUUGGGACUCUUAGUGAUGAGGGUCCACAUGAUUGG
Molecule: messenger RNA, 2335 nt
Organism: Chrysochloris asiatica (Cape golden mole)
Lineage: Eukaryota; Metazoa; Chordata; Mammalia; Afrosoricida; Chrysochloridae
Gene: CACNB1
Product: calcium channel, voltage-dependent, beta 1 subunit
Exons: 14
Coding region: 210-2003 (597 amino acids)
Biological process (GO): calcium ion transmembrane transport; chemical synaptic transmission; regulation of voltage-gated calcium channel activity
Cellular component (GO): voltage-gated calcium channel complex
Molecular function (GO): high voltage-gated calcium channel activity; protein binding
Source: RefSeq, a predicted model, not a curated record